Messenger RNA from Acanthochromis polyacanthus (spiny chromis), 4249 nucleotides. RefSeq names its product otolith matrix protein OMM-64. Lineage: Eukaryota; Metazoa; Chordata; Actinopteri; Pomacentridae. Gene Ontology annotation, molecular function: calmodulin binding. The transcript has 5 exons. Bases 148 to 2430 code for a protein of 760 amino acids. The record is from RefSeq and is a predicted model, not a curated record.
CCCGUUGCUUAGAAACAGACAUCAACAAAGCACAGCGGUUAUUGUUGCUAGAUUUAGCCAAACAUUCAAAAGUAGGUAAAGGUUGAUAGCAGCUGCAGAUACUUCCAGUCAAAUUAAGCUGUCAAAGAAGUUACCGUCCCACAAAAAAUGUCAGUGCCCUUUUCCAACACUCACCUGCGGGUCCCGCGAGGUUUUGGUACCAUCCUGGAGGGACUGGCACGUGAAAUCCUGCGAGACCAGCCGGAAGACAUCCCCUCAUAUGCUGCCCACUACUUCGAAAGUCUUCUCAAGCAAAGAGAAGAGAGUGGCAUGGACCCUGCUGAAUGGGCUGCGAAACUGGAGGACAGGUUCUACAAUAACCAUGCAUUCAAGACUUCUGAGACUAGUCCUGAAAAAGAACCACCAGCAGAGGUGACCAUUUCCAAAGAAAAAACAGAUGAGUCCCAAACUGAAGAUGAAUCAAGUCAUUCAGCAGAAGCCGCAAAUCUUUCCACCACACAACCUAAUGUCUCUGAAAAGGCUGAUUUAACUGAAAGCACAGAUGAAGAAGAAAAACUCAGUACUAAAGAGAAACACACUGUUUCUGUGGAGAAAGAACUUUCUGAAGAGCAAUCAAUCAACAGGUUCUCAAAUGCUGAUGUACAGUCAGAUGAAAUGAGUGGUACAGAGGAGGAGAAAGACCCAACAUUAACUGCACUCAAUCAAAUUGAGAGGGCAGCUAAUGAAACAGACAGCAGUUCUGUUUCCGACCAAAAUAUACCUCAGUCUGAGUUGGAGGCCACUGAUCUCUUGCCAUGUAGAGGGAUUUCAAAUGUAGAUGUAUGUGCCCAGGAGUUAGGAGUGGCAGAAGAUGAGGGGGGUGAUGAAGAAGACGCUGCAAUUGUGGAUAACAAGAUUGUAGAAGAAGAGGAAGAUACUGAAGCUGCAGAAUCUGUUGAGAUUUUUCCGUGUUCUGGCCUUGCAGAUGUGGAUGUAUGUGCUCAAGAGAUAGAUGUGGAAAAAGAUGAAGGAGAUGAUAAACAAGUAACUGCACACUUAGAUAACAAGACUGUAGAAGAAGAGGAAAACUCAGAAAUUGCAGAACCUGUUGAGAUUUUUCCAUAUUCUGGCCUUGCAGAUGUGGAUGUUUGUGCUGUAGAGCUGGGGGAAAUGGAGACAACUUUGAAAGAAGAUGCUGAAGAUGAUAUUCCUGUUGUUAAAGACGAAGAAAAUUUAAAACCUCUGCCGGAGGAAACUGUUGUAAAAUCAUCACUGUCUCAAUCUGAAAUCACUGAGGGCAACCAACAAGAGGCAGAAGAUCAGGCAAAAAAAACAAAGGAGGAAGAAGAAAUGGAGACUGAAGGUUCUUCUGGGGAAACACAUGAAAGUUUAACUCAUUUUGAGGGACGUUUUGAUGGUAAUGUUAUACCAAAGGAGGAUUCUUUGGUUGAGAUUAGCUUUGAAGAUGUUCCAGAGGCUCAGCAGAUUAAUGAGAUUGGGGAGAAACAGCCAGAGAAUGAGGGUUCAAUAGAUGUCUCACAGACUGAGAUAUCAGAAAUGCAACAUGAACAAGAGCCCAAGGAGCUUAGUGCAAGUGCAACAAACCAAAAUAUGUCUGAUACACAAGACUACCAUAAACCUGAAAUGGAGGGAGUCGAAAAGGACGUUAACUCUGAAGAGAAGGAAAUGGAAAGUCAGCAUGAGGCAAACGAUGCAAUGAAUGAGGUGGUGCAAUCAAAUGACUCCACUUUAAGUGAUAAUGAUGAUGAGGAGAAGGAAAAAGAGGUUAAAAACAUCUGCUCAUCAGAUCAACCCACCACCAAGACAGAAAAGGAGAACAAAGACGACAAAAUCGCUUGUAAAAAUGAAGAUAACGAGAAGAUAAGUGAGGACAAAUUUCCCCAGAAUCAGGAUUCUGAAACAGAGCCGCAGUCAAAUGACCCUAGUUUUAAAGAGGAUGAGAUGACAGACACUUUGGGAGGAGAUACAGAGGAAAUAUAUACAGAAGGUUGCAGUGAGAUGGAGGAUCAAGAAAUUAAUGAUGGUGGGGCAAAAAAUAAUUCAUCACAAGCAACCCAGUCAAAUACAUCAAUGGCUGGAAUGGAGGCUGAGAGUGAAAGAUUUGAGGAAAGUGCACCACUUGUUCCAGAGGAGGACGAGGAGAGUCAGAGAACACUUGUGGAGUCACAGCCAGAGGGUACAGAGGAAGAAAAAGAGGUCACAUCAAAGGGUGCAGAGGAACUUACAGAGGGAAUGAGUGAUUCUGAAGUGCACGAGAAAAGUGGCAUAAUACAGGAAGAGGAGAAUAUGAGCAUCACUCAUGAUCCAGACCAGAUGACUUCAGGCCUCCAAGGAGGGGAAAAGCCACCUGAGGCAGAAGACACCACAGUGCCUGAAGACAAGAGCAGUGAAAAGGUAAUUAUAAUUAUUCUUUUCAAUGCUGGAUAUUAAAGAUGUGUCGUCCCUUUAAUUUUGAACAUUUCGUUAUGCCUUCAAAUUAUAUAUGACCACUUUACACUGAUAAAAUAUCCCUGACUGUUUACCAUUUGGUGGCAUAACUUAAAUCCAACAGACGCUGAAUCAACUCACUUCACUUCCUCCACAUUCAUAAGCAGACUGAGGCUAAAUGUUUGAGACAGAGAUGACUUUAGGUAGGCUACAGUCUGCUCUGCUUCCAUUCCUGUCUCAGGUAGCCUAUAUAAAUAAACUCUUCAAGGACGAGCCCGAUCAACAGUGGCCCUCUUUUUUUUCCCUUCCCCUGGACUCUCUGGGGGUAUGUGAUUGAACAUAUCUCCAAAAUAGUUCAUUUUCUGGAUGACGCACGGUAGCUGUCAUCAAAAAUCACCUUAACCGAAAUGGACAAAAAUCUCUGUUUCAAAAGUUGAGAAUAAUAUCAGUCUGUGUGUCAAAAUCUGAGCCUGCACUCAGCCGCAUGCUCAUAAAAACUGUAAUGCAGGCUUUUUUAGCAUCAGAUCAACUCUCCUCUCGGGAGCCGCCGCAGCCUCCGCAGAUUGAUACUUGAUUCGGUGAUCUAUCAUCAUAAAAAACUGACGAAACAAUUUGUGAAUUAGGCCCCUAACAUCUUCACUGCUGUCACAGUUAGCCUCGUCUGAUUUGUCUGGACCAAGAGAGCUCCAAGCACACAGGGAGGGAGUGUAGGACGGGGUACUGAGACUGUUACUAUGGUAACCCCUCACCAUCCUGCGCUCUCUUAGUGUCGUCAUGGAAUUAAUAGGAGAUGGUGAUGCUGAUAGUUGCUAGGCACCCUCUGUAUCAGUAAUCUACCUUUAAUGGCAGUUUCUACCUGACUGAUUAAACAGUAAAAUUUCACUUUCUGUAUUUUUUUCAUAUUGUGCUUGCUUAAUGGUGGAAUUUAUUUCAGCUGAAAGAAAGCUACCAUAAAAUUGUACAGUAUGUAGGCCAUGUAUCCUAACAUUGAACAAGCAGCAGUAUAGCUGAUGCCUUGUCGUUUUUUUAACUUCUAUGCCUUUAACUCUGAGCUUACAAGUGCCUGCAGUGAUAUUACUGUUCCUUCAUCAUCUUAAGUGGAUGGACACUGUGUUUACUGUGUUAGAUACACUAAUGAUGGAGAUAACAUGACACUAACUGCCUAAUGAUUCAGUGCGGUAGAUUUAAUUGCACAGUGAUUAUUAUUAUUAGUGAACUGAUUGAUAAAGUCAGUCAGCUCAGUGAAAUCAGGCGUGUGCAUAACUUAACUGUUUGAAUGGCUAGCAAACCAGCAGGAGUGCGUUAAUGUCAGAGAUAUAACUCAGAUAAAUGGAUGUUUUCUGUUUCUCCUUCUCUCUCCGUCUUGUCUCUGAGGCUGGCAGAGGAGUGUGGGCGGCCAUACCAGCUGGGAUCAGAGAGAUGGAGAGGGCUGUUAGCUCACUCUGCCUCUAAUAAAUUUAUAACACCUCCUAGUGUAAAAUAGUCCAAGAUGCUUACACAGUUUUAUUUUCACACUAUUAGUAGAAUUUGAAAGUCAGCAAUUAUUGUUUUCUGACCAUCUGGCUUUUCCAUAGUAUUUCUAUGUUGGUCAUUUGUAUUUAUUUGUGGAGUUUAUUAUUGUAACACUGCAACUUGUGAGUUUUUAUGAUGCUCGAUGCAUUUGGUAGCCCCCUUUUCUGAUUCAUACCGAGACUAUGUGACUUUCUCUUGUGAAAAAAAAUGACCAGAACUUUAAAUGGCUGGAAGAAAAAAUGCGCAGAUGUGCCUGUUUCAGUCAGUCAGGUCGUCAGGUUGUACUCGGCGAAUGUUGAGGUCUGCUAAA